Molecule: messenger RNA, 1597 nt
Organism: Limulus polyphemus (Atlantic horseshoe crab)
Lineage: Eukaryota; Metazoa; Arthropoda; Merostomata; Xiphosura; Limulidae
Gene: Vps60
Product: charged multivesicular body protein 5-like
Exons: 8
Coding region: 117-785 (222 amino acids)
Biological process (GO): vesicle budding from membrane; late endosome to vacuole transport via multivesicular body sorting pathway
Cellular component (GO): multivesicular body
Source: RefSeq, a predicted model, not a curated record
ACCGACUAUAGGAGGGGCGCAUGAUAGUUAGUCAAUCAGGAAAGAAGUUAGAUAAUACACCUGGUUUCACGUAGUUCACAUAAUUAGUAAUAUUGCAACUUUUGCAUUAAAUAGAAAUGAACAGAUUGUUUGGAAGAUCAAAACCAAAAGAACCCCCGCCAAAUCUUACAGAUUGUAUAUCCAAUGUGGACAGUCGUGGAGAAUCAAUUGAUAAAAAAAUUUCAAAACUUGACCAGGAACUUGUGAAGUAUAAAGAUCAAAUGAAAAAAAUGAGAGAUGGCCCCUCUAAGAAUGUGGUGAAACAGAAAGCAUUGAGAGUAUUGAAACAAAAAAGAAUGUACGAGAACCAGCGAGAAAACCUUAUGCAACAGUCUUUCAACAUGGAGCAAGCCAACUAUGCAACCCAAAUGCUGAAAGACACAAAAACAACUGUGGAAGCCAUGAGAACGGGUGUGAAGGAAAUGAAGAGAGAAUAUAAAAAGGUCAACAUUGAUGAUAUAGAGAAUCUUCAAGAUGAACUGGAGGACAUGAUGGGGCAGGCUGAAGAAGUGCAAGAGGCUUUAGGCAGAAAUUAUGGCAUGCCAGAGGUUGAUGAUGACGAGUUAGAAGCAGAGCUUGAUGCUUUGGGUGAUGAAAUAGCUCUAGACGAAGACACUUCAUAUCUGGAUGAAGCAUCUAAAGCACCAAAUGCUCCUACUAGAGAACCUGGAUCUGAAACCAUAGCUACAAAUCAGGAAGGAGUUUUGGUGGAUGAGUUUGGAUUGCCCAAGAUACCUGCUUCAUAAUUUCAGAAAUAUCCGCUUCGUUACGAGCUGAUAUCCUCGUGAACUGUACAUAAUUAAUAGGAUGCUUGAUUUUUACAGCCAGAAUAUUUUUCCCAUACUAUUCACAUUGAAAGUACGUUAAUAAUAAUACCGAUACAAUGAAUACUUUUUCUUCAAUUACGAUAUUGUUAAAGUCAAAGAAAGAUGUUAAAGAAUGCAUUUUGGGUACUUUAAAAUUCCCGAUCAGAACAAUCAAGAUUUUUUUUUAGUGAUAUCUGUACACUUGUAUUUUCGGUUUAUCUGUUCUCUAUGUUAAAAAACAAACUUUUGUUUGGAAGGUUGAAUGUAAGCAUUGUUCUACAAAAGUGUUUUGUGAUUUCUUGUUGGUUAAUAUAUUGACAUCGGAUAUUUAAUAAAAAAGUCGAUGUAUUUUGUGACAUCAACUAUAAGUGAAUCAUAUAAAAACCACGAACGUUGUUAUUAAUUUCUUCAUUUUAAACUGGAUACAGAGAUUUGUGUUUCUGAGAACUGGUUUAUUUUUGUGUUUGAUAUUUUUUAAAACAAUUUUCUAAUUAAUUUUCAAACAAGAUUGUUAAAUUUCAAAAUUUAUUUUACCUUAAUAAGUAGGAAAAGAAACUGAUGGAAUUCAUUAUAUUACAAAAAUUCAAGAUAAACUAUUGUAAUAUGAAACAUAAGUUCACGUUAUAUAAGAAAUUCAAGAUGGCACUGUAGACAAAACAAAAGUGUACUUUUAAACUUAGUAAAAUAUUAUUUGUAUCAGUCAUUUGAUUAUUUUAUUAAAUAAAGUAGCCGAUGCUUAAUAUGUGCAAAAA